Durio zibethinus is the source of this 1694-nucleotide messenger RNA. Its product is annotated as F-box protein At5g07610-like. The record is from RefSeq and is a predicted model, not a curated record. Lineage: Eukaryota; Viridiplantae; Streptophyta; Magnoliopsida; Malvales; Malvaceae. Gene Ontology annotation, molecular function: protein binding.
CUAUUUCACUGUGUCAGCAAGCAUCAACACUAGGAUCUUUUCAAGGUGCUUUUUCUUUGGGAACUACAAAAGUAGUACAAAGAAUUGGGGUUUCAACUCUGAAGCCUAAAGUCAUGAAGAAGCCUAAAGUCAUGAAUUCUGCAGAGAAGAUUGGCAACAACCAAGAUAUGUUAACAGAAAUCCUCCUCAGAUUACCAACAAAGUCACUCAUCAAAUUCAAGUGUGUCUCAAAACAGUGGCUAUCUCUCAUUUCAAACUCUCAGUUCUGUCUCUCCCACACUCGCCACCACCAACACAAUGGGUUUCUCGAGCCUACUGCUCUUCUGCUCAAAGUUAAGAACACAAUCUCCCCUGAAUUUGAUGUGGUUCCUUUGAAGCAUUACAGUGAAGUCCCCUUCUUUCAUUAUGUUAAUCCCCCUGACAUCAACAUGCUGCAAUCUUGUAAUGGGUUGUUUCUUUGCGAGACCGACGAUGAUGAUGUUGAUAAUGUCUCCAGGUACUUCAUCUGCAACCCAACCACUAAGAAAUUCAAGAUGCUAUCUUUUCUUAGGAACCCACAUGAAGAUUGUGAGUUUUAUGUUAGUUUGGCUUUUGAUCCUCUCAAAUCUCCUCAUUACAAGAUUAUUGCUAUUCGGGAAGUAUCAAAAAACUCUUUUGAGUUUGAGAUGGAUAUAUAUUUGUCAGAGACUGAUUCUUGGACUGUACCCGGUAUUAGUUUUGAAGUAGAUGGCAGCAUAGCGUUUGAUGACGCCGUUUUCUGUAAUGGAAUAAUUCAUUGGAAUAGUUAUGGAGACGAGUCACUGUAUUUUGAUGUAGGGAAGGAAUGUUUGCAAAAAAUGCCAAUGCCACCAACAGAAAACGAUGUGCUUGAGAUUUAUAAAUAUUUUGGAGAGACCAGGGGCACAUUGCAUCUAGCAGUGACCUACCACGCGUUCAUUGCUCUUGAAUUAGAUGUUUAUGAGAUGGCAAGUGACUAUUCUCAUUGGUUCUUGAAGCAUCGUCUGAACCUUGGCGAUGCCAUGAAAGUUUUUCCUGAGCUAAACUUUGGUUGUCUUGGGUUUUCUCCUGGAUUCUCUGGUGUGUGUUUUAUUCGAUCUGAGAAAGAAGAAGAGCCAAAGGUUGUGGUAUGGGCAGAUGGUAAAAUCAUUUUCUAUGAUUUUAAUGAUGGGGAGUGGAAAAAGCUUUAUGAUCCAGGGCCUGGGGUCAAAUUUGGCACUCGUUUUUUAGACCAUUUUACUCAUUUACAUGAACAAAGAUUUCUUGCUUAUAAAUACUUUGAGAACCUCUCUUGUGUUUGAGGGUUUAACUUCUACAAAUACCAAUAUUCUCGAAUAUUGUUUUUGAUUUAAGGCUUUAUGGGUGUUGCUUCAUAUUGGCUCUUCUGAUGGCUUGUGUCAUCAAUAUAUGUGAGGCAGGUGAAGGUGACACAUAUCUUAUAGCAAUGUGGCAAUUUCAAGUAGAAAAUUACUAGUGGCCUGGGUGUAGUGGUGUGCUGUUACUAAAUUUUCUGAAGUACGUAUUAUAUUAUUUAUAUGUUUGCGAAGAUGGCAGCAAUAAUGUCAGUUUAUCCAGUUAGAUGAACUUUAAUCUCUUGCUGAUUGCCUUUAUUGUAGACUUUUAGAUUGAAACAAAUCUACCUUGCUGCAUCUGAGUAUUUGAUUCAGAGGUUUGUGCGUGAUAUUUCUGUUCAAAAU